AUGACCGGCACUACCAACGCAACCUACCAAGACCCCAUGGUCACCUACAUCAACUACAUAACCAGCAAAGGCGCCUACGCCAUCGUCGACCCCCACAACUUCGGCCGAUACUACGGCAAUAUAAUCACAGAUUACACCGGCUUCCAAACCUUCUGGACAACACUAGCAGGAAUCUUCAAAAGCAACGCCAACGUCAUCUUCGACUGCAAUAAUGAGCCCCACGACAUGGGCUCCGCUAGUGUUCCACUACUCAUGCAAGCUUGCAUCGAUGGAGUCCGCGCUGCUGGUGCCACGAGUCAGUAUAUCUUCGUCGAGGGAACCAGCUACAGCGGUGCGUGGACUUGGGUAUCAGCCGGAAACACCGACCUUUCUUCCCUCACCGACCCUCAAAACAAACUCGUCUACGAAAUGCACCAAUACCUCGACUCGGACGGCUCCGGAACCUCCGCCGACUGCGUCUCAACCACCAUCGGCUCUGAGCGUCUCGCUGCCGCUACCGCCUGGCUAAAGUCCAACAACAAGACGGGUAUUAUUGGCGAGUUUGCUGGGGGGGCUAAUGAUCAGUGUAAUAGUGCUGUGACGGAUAUGAUGACGUAUAUGACGGACAAUACGGAUGUGUGGUUGGGUGCUCUUUGGUGGGGUGGUGGUCCUUGGUGGGGGGAUUAUAUCUAUAGCAUGGAGCCUCCGAGUGGGGUGAGUUAUACGGAUACGCUGCCCUUGAUUUUGAAUAUUGUUUGA
Molecule: messenger RNA, 738 nt
Organism: Lachnellula hyalina
Lineage: Eukaryota; Fungi; Ascomycota; Leotiomycetes; Helotiales; Lachnaceae
Product: putative endo-beta-1,4-glucanase B
Exons: 2
Coding region: 1-738 (245 amino acids)
Biological process (GO): glucan catabolic process
Molecular function (GO): hydrolase activity, hydrolyzing O-glycosyl compounds
Source: RefSeq, a predicted model, not a curated record